Suncus etruscus (white-toothed pygmy shrew) is the source of this 7509-nucleotide messenger RNA. It is a transcript of the gene SPAG9, whose product is annotated as sperm associated antigen 9. The coding region runs from base 27 to 3992 and encodes 1321 amino acids. The record is from RefSeq and is a predicted model, not a curated record. Gene Ontology annotation, molecular function: signaling receptor complex adaptor activity; kinesin binding; MAP kinase scaffold activity. Lineage: Eukaryota; Metazoa; Chordata; Mammalia; Eulipotyphla; Soricidae. The transcript is spliced from 30 exons. Gene Ontology annotation, biological process: vesicle-mediated transport. Gene Ontology annotation, cellular component: cytoplasm.
CCAGCCGGGCCCGGCCCGCCGCCACCAUGGAGCUGGAGGACGGCGUGGUGUACCAGGAGGAGCCCGGCGGCUCGGGGGCCGUGAUGUCGGAGCGCGUGUCCGGCCUGGCCGGCUCCAUCUACCGCGAGUUCGAGCGGCUCAUCGGGCGCUACGACGAGGAGGUGGUGAAGGAGCUGAUGCCGCUGGUGGUGGCCGUGCUGGAGAACCUCGACUCGGUGUUCGCGCAGGACCAGGAGCACCAGGUGGAGCUCGAGCUGCUGCGGGACGACAACGAGCAGCUCAUCACCCAGUACGAGCGCGAGAAGGCGCUGCGCAAGCACGCCGAGGAGAAAUUCAUUGAAUUUGAAGAUUCUCAAGAACAGGAAAAAAAGGAUUUACAGACCCGAGUGGAAUCUUUAGAAUCUCAAACAAGACAGCUUGAACUCAAAGCAAAAAACUAUGCUGAUCAGAUUAGCAGACUUGAAGAAAGAGAAGCUGAACUGAAGAAGGAAUAUAAUGCAUUACAUCAAAGGCACACUGAGAUGAUCCAUAAUUAUAUGGAACACUUAGAAAGAACAAAACUUCAUCAACUCACAGGGAGUGAUCAGCUGGAGUCCACAGCUCAUAGUAGAAUCAGAAAAGAACGCCCUAUCUCAUUAGGGAUUUUCCCAUUACCUGCUGGAGAUGGAUUACUUACACCGGAUACUCAAAAAGGUGGGGAGACCCCUGGAUCAGAACAGUGGAAGUUUCAGGAAUUAAGUCAACCACGUUCUCAUACCAGUCUCAAGGAUGAACUCUCUGAUGUGAGCCAAGGAGGAUCGAAAGCUACCACUCCAGCAUCACUUGCCACUUCAGAUGUGGCUGUGAUUCCUACAGAUACUCCCUUAAAUGAAGAUCAUGAAGACUUUGCAAAGGCUGCAGAUACACCAAAUAAGUCAGAGAUAAACAAACACAUUGAAGUACAGGUAGCCCAAGAUACUAGAAAUGUGUCAACUGGCUCUGCUGAAAAUGAAGAGAAAUCAGAAGUUCAGGCAAUCAUUGAAUCCACCCCUGAGUUGGAUAUGGACAAAGAUCUCAGUGGAUAUAAAGGCUCAAGCACUCCUACCAAAGGCAUUGAGAAUAAAGCUUUUGAUCGAAACACAGAAUCUCUCUUCGAAGAACUGUCUUCAGCUGGCUCAGGCCUAAUUGGAGAUGUGGAUGAAGGAGCAGAUUUAUUAGGAAUGGGUCGUGAAGUUGAAAAUCUUAUAUUAGAAAAUACACAGCUCUUGGAAACCAAAAAUGCCUUGAAUGUUGUGAAGAAUGAUUUGAUAGCCAAAGUGGAUGAGCUGACCUGUGAGAAAGAUGUGCUGGAAGGGGAACUAGAGGCUGUGAAACAAGCCAAAUUGAAACUCGAGGAAAAGAACAAAGAAUUGGAGGAAGAGCUGAGAAAAGCUCGUGCAGAAGCUGAAGAUGCAAGACAAAAAGCAAAAGAUGAAGAUGAUAGUGAUAUUCCUACAGCCCAAAGAAAACGGUUUACUAGAGUAGAAAUGGCCCGCGUUUUGAUGGAGAGAAAUCAAUAUAAAGAGAGAUUGAUGGAGCUUCAGGAAGCUGUUCGAUGGACAGAGAUGAUUCGAGCAUCAAGGGAGAAUCCAGCCAUGCAGGAAAAAAAAAGGUCAAGCAUUUGGCAGUUUUUCAGCAGACUUUUCAGCUCUUCAAGUAACACUACCAAGAAGCCCGAACCCCCUGUUAAUCUGAAGUAUAACGCACCCACCUCUCAUGUUACUCCUAAUGUGAAGAAAAGAAGCAGCACCUUAUCUCAGCUCCCUGGAGAUAAAUCCAAAGCUUUUGAUUUCCUUAGUGAAGAAACUGAAGCUAGCUUAGCUUCACGCAGAGAACAAAAGAGAGAACAGUAUCGUCAAGUAAAGGCACAUGUUCAGAAGGAAGAUGGGAGAGUUCAGGCUUUCGGCUGGAGUCUGCCUCAAAAGUAUAAGCAGGUAACCAAUGGCCAAGGAGAAAAUAAAAUGAAAAAUUUACCUGUACCUGUCUAUCUCAGACCUCUAGAUGAAAAAGAUACAUCAAUGAAGCUGUGGUGUGCUGUUGGAGUCAAUUUAUCAGGUGGAAAGACCAGAGAUGGUGGCUCUGUUGUUGGAGCAAGUGUUUUUUACAAAGACAUUUCUGGUUUGGAUACAGAAGGCAGUGAACAGAGAAGUGCAUCUCAAAGCAGUUUAGACAAGUUAGACCAGGAGCUAAAGGAACAGCAGAAGGAAUUGAAGAAUCAAGAAGAAUUAUCCAGCCUAGUCUGGAUCUGUACCAGCACUCAUUCAGCCACAAAAGUGAUCAUUAUUGAUGCUGUUCAGCCAGGCAACAUCCUUGACAGUUUCACCGUUUGCAACUCCCAUGUUCUUUGUAUAGCGAGCGUGCCAGGAGCACGAGAAACAGAUUACCCUGCAGGAGAAGAGCUCUCAGAAUCUGGACAGGUGGACAAAGCAUCUUUGUGUGGGAGUAUGACAAGCAACAGCUCAGCCGAGACAGACAGUCUGCUGGGGGGCAUCACUGUGGUUGGUUGUUCUGCAGAAGGGGGGACAACAGCUGCCACUUCCCCUAGUACCAAUGGUGCUUCUCCAGUGAUAGACAGGCCACCAGAGAAAGAAGCAGAAAAUAGUGAGGUUGAUGAAAAUGUUCCAACAGCAGAAGAAGCUACUGAAGCCACAGAAGGCAAUUCGGGGUCAGCAGAAGACGUAGUUGUGGACACAGCACAGACUGGUGUUUACACAGAACAUGUCUUUACAGAUCCUUUAGGAGUUCAGAUCCCAGAAGACCUCUCUCCAGUGUACCAGUCAAGUAGUGCCUCAGAUGUGUUUAAAGAUCAAAUAUCAGUAUUGCCAACUGAACAAGACCUGGUAAGAGAAGAAGCCCAGAAAAUGAGUAGUCUUUUACCAACUAUGUGGCUGGGAGCUCAGAAUGGCUGUUUAUAUGUUCAUUCGUCUGUAGCCCAGUGGAGGAAAUGUCUUCAUUCCAUUAAACUCAAGGAUUCAAUUCUCAGUAUUGUACAUGUGAAAGGAAUUGUGUUAGUGGCCCUGGCUGAUGGCACCCUAGCAAUCUUUCACAGAGGAGUUGAUGGGCAGUGGGAUUUGUCGAACUAUCACCUGUUAGACCUUGGGCGGCCUCACCAUUCUAUUCGAUGCAUGACUGUGGUACACGACAAAGUCUGGUGUGGCUACAGGAACAAAAUCUAUGUGGUACAGCCAAAGGCCAUGAAAAUAGAGAAGUCAUUUGAUGCACACCCCAGGAAAGAGAGCCAAGUGCGGCAACUUGCAUGGGUUGGUGAUGGUGUGUGGGUCUCCAUUCGCCUGGACUCCACACUUCGUCUCUAUCAUGCACACACGUAUCAACAUCUCCAGGAUGUGGACAUUGAACCUUACGUAAGCAAAAUGCUAGGUACUGGAAAACUGGGCUUCUCCUUUGUGAGGAUAACUGCUCUUAUGGUGUCUUGCAAUCGGUUAUGGGUGGGGACAGGAAAUGGUGUCAUUAUCUCCAUCCCACUGACAGAAACCGUAAUCCUCCACCAGGGACGUUUACUGGGGCUGAGGGCAAAUAAGACCUCAGGAGCAUCAGGAAAUCGUCCUGGAAGUGUCAUUCGUGUGUAUGGUGAUGAAAACAGUGAUAAAGUGACUCCAGGGACAUUUAUACCUUAUUGCUCAAUGGCACAUGCACAGCUUUGCUUCCAUGGGCACAGGGAUGCUGUGAAGUUCUUUGUGGCAGUUCCAGGCCAAGUUAUCAGCCCACAAAGUGGCAGUAGUGGCACAGAUUUAGCAGGUGACAAAGCGGGGCCAUCUGCACAGGAACCUGGCAACCAGCCGCCCUUGAAGUCUAUGCUUGUCAUCAGUGGAGGGGAAGGCUACAUUGACUUCCGCAUGGGUGAUGAAGGUGGAGAAUCAGAACUUCUUGGAGAGGAUCUUCCACUAGAACCUUCUGUUGCCAAAGCAGAAAGAAGUCACUUGAUCGUAUGGCAAGUGAUGUAUGGCAAUGAGUGAGCCGGUAGCAAAAAAGUUGGAGAUGGGAAGCUCUUUCUGCAUGGUUUCUUUUUCCCUUUGCCCUUUUAUUUAAUGCUCUCUUAGUGAGGACUUUCACCACAUAAUGCGUGAGCAUUUUUUCCCUGUUAACUUUCUAUUACAAAAUAUGUCCUACUGUAACAACACAGAACUAGCUGUUUUACUGCACCAGUAUUAUAGGAAAUUUCAGUAUAUUAUGAACAAAUCAAAAAAUGUUUACUUUCUGCAAACUGGUGAAUUAUAGAAAGCAAUCCAAAUGUGGUCAUUCUGCCACAGCUAAUGUCACUCACUUCGUUUGAAAGGAUCACUUUUUGGCUAUUACUAAUAAUGGAAUUAAUGGAUACGCUUGAUAAGUGAAGCUGUACUAUAAGUACAAUAGUAGAGUUUUCCCCCAAAGUCUUCUAGGAUUGACGCAAACUAAUAUCAGGUGGAUUGUUAGGAUUUAUCUAAAUGUCCCAAGAGGGCAUUUAAAGCUAACUGUAAAUUACUUUAACUUUCACUUUCAGAUCUGACAAAUCUUGUUUAUAGGGUUAUAUAAAACUUUGUUUUCAUCAGAUGGGGGAGGUUUUUAUAUUAAAGAAAUUAAGUCUACACUAUUUAAAUAAAAAUUUCCUGUUUCUGACUUAAGAGCUCUAGUUUAUGAGGCUUGCUUCUGCAUACUCUGAAUUUCUUUUAAUUACUCUGGCUCAUUUCCAUAUUGACAUAUUUGAAAGGCUUGUUAUUUCUGAAGAAGAUAUGCCUCAGCAUCGGGAGUUUUUCAUUUUUGUGUGUGUGUGUUUUUUUUAAUGGAAAACACAUUUUGAAAUUUUUUGUACCAGCAGAUGGUGGUGGUUAGCUGACUUUUUUUUUCCAUGUAAAAUCUUAUUUCUUUACUCAUUCUUAGGCUGCUUGGGUAAAGCUGCAUUGGGGAUGGGGUUAGCCUGGCAUUGUAGGGAAUAUAGAUAGAAUUGAAUUAUCAAUGUUACUUCCUCACGUUCUAUAUAAAAACUACAAAACAUCUGGCACUUGAUAUUUAGUAUGUAAAUGGCACAUUUAAGCUUUUGUGUCCUUUUGAUAUUAAAAUGUCAUCUCCAACGAGGAAAAUGAUGAAGGGGGAAAAGCCAAGAUGCCACGAAGUAAAUGUUAACUCCAUCUUUUCACUCACAGCACCAUUACAGCUCCAUAUCAGAGAUUACCUUGAUUUUAUUGUUUUUUGAGUUUUUGUUUUGUUUUGGGGCCACACACCUGGCAGUGCUUGGGGCUGGUGUUCAGGGAACUAUGGCUGCCCAAGGCUCCAGCAUGCUCUUCAAGUUACCUUUAAAACAAGUUAAGAUAUCUCCUUGGUCUUUACUGUGUUUUAAAAAUCAUUGUUCUGCUAGUCUUUUUCCCCCCUCUCAAAUUUUAUGGAAAUGUCUUAUCUAUCAUUUCUUAGACAGUACUUGAAGCAAACUAAAUAUCAAUUUAAGUGCUAAUUAAAAAUACAAACCUACGGUAUAAAGGCUCUCUAGUCAUCAGAAAGACUGCUUCAGAGCAAAGUCUUCAUACCAUUAAAGCCUUCUUGGGUACUAGGCGUUUGGUUUCUGACCUGUCAUGCAAAGAUAUUUUUAAAAAGUACUCUAGUGUCUUAUACGCAUUUAUAUGAUUAGGUUAGAAUUUUUUAAAUGGAAUUUAAUGAGCCGGAGGAAGCCUUUGGCUACAUGUGUCUAUAUAUAAGCACAUUGUAUACAUGGUAAAAAUUGUGGCCACUUUGGAUGGCUAGAUAAAAUAAAGUUUUCAUAAAAAUUGUAUUAAAAGAAUAGUUUCUUGCUUUGAGUCACUUUUCUUCUGGCCAUCAAAUCAUAGGCCAUCUUCCCACCACUUAAAGCUAUGAUUUUAUUUUAAAUCAGAGUGAUUUUUGGUAAUACCAUAGAAAAAACAUUAUUAAAUAUUUUUGGGGAAUGUUGUAGAACUUUACAAGAAAGAGACACCAAAGUGUGGGAAUCUUAACUCUGAGUAGCAGACGUCCCAGAGGGAGACUCCAUUUGCUGUUCAGAUUUUUUUUUACAUGUUUGUACGACCGAAUGUAAUUGAGCAAAUCAGGAGUUAAACUGAAAAAUGCAAACAGAUUAUGAUAACUGUAACUGUUCUUUUAAAACUUACUGGCUUUAAGUUAAGGAAGAUAGAGGCGUGUGGUUAUUUUAUAUAAAACUGACAGACUGUCUGUGGUCCUGUUCAUUAGCAUCAGGGACUAGAGAGAGUAUAAAAGCAUCUGUACAAUUGAUUUUAGGGGCUUGUCUUUAUGUUUGUAACUUCUGUUAAAUAUUGUCUACAGAUUGCUUUACUUCCUCCCUUCUAUGCCUUUCUCCCCACCCUUUCCCCCACAUCUCCAAAUGGAUUUAUUUCUUGUGAAGUUCACUUUGGUCAAGGUGAUAACCUUUGGAAGAAAAUGCCAAAAUGGCAAGCUGCUUAUAGGCAGGAAAAAAAAAAUGAUGUGAACUACCUGUAGCUCUCAUGUCAAGGGCAGAGUAGAGGCUUAAGUACCUCAAGUUGAUCUCUCCAUGUAAAAGAAAGUUAUACCUGUUGGAAGAAAUAAGGAAUGCUGGAGAAUUCUGGUUUUGUUAUUUUGGGGUUUUAUAUAUAAGGUUGAGCCACGUGAAGUUGCUACUGUGCAGCUAUUACCAAGACACAGCACACACAAACAAAAUAGAAACUCAAGUGUUUGUGUAUCUGUCACAUGGAUCUAAAAUUUCAAAAUAGAAAUGUAUAACUUACUUAGCUGCAGCUUUGUGAGUCUAAGAAAUUUGGAACACGCACCAAAAUAAUGCAGCACAUAGCUUUCAAUUAAGUGUGUUUGCAUGGAAAAAGGUAAAAUACAUUCUCUCAGUUAUUGUACUGUCUGUUUCAUAGGAUGGUCUCUCUACAUUUGAGAGUAGACCCUUUAACCAGGCUGCCUUAGUACCCAAACAAAGCAAAACAAAAAUAAAACUGGCCUAAAGCAUAUGUAUCUUGCCAGUGCUGUGGAACUGAAUAUGUGUUUCCUUCUGAGUAUUAUGGCCUUUACCAAAGUUUUCAACUUAGAUAUAGGGGUCUUCUGAAUUGAUCAUGUUAAGAAAGGGGCUCAUUUGUUUCCAGUUUGUGGUAUAGUAAGAGUAGAGAGAAUUCAAAAUGGAAAUCACAAAUGCUUUUCUAACAGGCUUAACACUAUUUUGUAACACUAAUUGUAGCUUUUCUUUCUCUUAAGAAAUGUCCUUUUGAUUAAUUUUAUUGUAUGUUUCUCAAUAUUUGAAUAUAUUUUAACCAUUUUGUGUUCUAAUUUUUUUUUUUGUCCUAGACGUUUUAUCCAGAAUCAUGUUGCCUCUAUAAUCUGAAACAUGGGUUCUAGAGUGUCUCACUUGCUCUCUCUUAGAGGCUGAGAUAUCAUUUCUCUGAGCAAAGAGCUCAUUUAGCAAUGUAGUUAUUUCAGUAUUUAUUUCUUUUAUGGAAUCCCUGGGGUUCGGAAUGUAACUUUGUACAUGAAAUAUAUAUAAAUAUGUAUAUGAAA